AUGUACGCCAUUGAAACCAAGAAGAGAAAGUUUGACCGCAUUCUUGAAACCAUCAAAGACCAUGCGAACUCACGACCACCUCCUCCUGGAACACCCCCUCAAACCAGCGUAUCCACCCACUCUCUUGUUACCAGCAACUCAGCCAAGAAGAGACGAAUGGAUCAUUUAACCAUGUCAUCGAAGAAUUCAUCUACUGCGUCAAUGCCAAAAACAGCAAAUUACCUCCCUUCCAGUCGCGAAGCUUUUCUCGAACGACUGGAGACAUUCGGGCCUAUAACCAAAUGGCAUGUUCCUUCCACGGAGGAAAUUAGUGCAGUGGCAUGGGCAAAACGUGGCUGGUGGUGUAUCGAAACGGACAUGGUAGGCUGCAGGGCUUGUAGUGAGCAAAUUCUGGUAAAGCUAGAUGCAGAGGAGGAAGCCACCGCGACGGAGUCAGCUGGACAAGACAUCGAAGAAGAGGAGGAUCUCACUACUGCGGCUAUGCUACGACAUCGGCUACUGGUGGAAAAAUACAGUGACAUGAUCAUUACUGGACAUGCCCAGACGUGUCCUUGGAGGAACCGGGGUUGUGACGAAUCAAUACAACGGAUCAGCGGCCUUCUUAAUACUACAAGCACAAUACAGACGUUGAAGGCGCGUUACAAUAGUCUUGAAGGCCUUGACGUUCCGUCUGUGCACGUGUCAGUGGGGGAAUUCGAGUAUCCGACAGAGGGCGUGAUCAAAUUCAGAUUCGACGAAAAGCAGCUAGAAAUACCACAUCAAGAUACGCUACGGCUGGCAAUGUGUGGAUGGCAAUCCUCUUCAGAUCGAGAAGACAUUGUAGAAUGUCGCGCGUGUUUUCGAUCAUUGGGCUUGUGGCUCUAUAGAGGAGAACAGCCAAUUAUGGAAAAAUUGGACGCAGUCGAAAGUCACCUAGAGUACUGCCCUUGGCGCUCGGCCAGUGCUCAGAGAACAGAAACUUGGUGGGAUGAAAAGAAGACAAUGGUACCGGCUUGGGUAUUGGUUGCAAGAACGAUUAGGGAAGUUGCCCAUCGUCCAACUGUUGAUGGCACGGCCGAGACGCAGCAGGAAGAACCAACCGUAUUGGGAGAACAGGAGCGAGAGACGAAAGUGAAAGAGUUGUUGCGACGGGUGAAAGAAUUGAAGAAACCUUUCAAUGUCAAAGCAUUGCUGCGGAAGAAGCCCGCAUCGAGUUAG
Endocarpon pusillum Z07020 is the source of this 1197-nucleotide messenger RNA. RefSeq lists its product as uncharacterized. NCBI's taxonomy places the organism in Eukaryota, Fungi, Ascomycota, Eurotiomycetes, Verrucariales, Verrucariaceae. The record is from RefSeq and is a predicted model, not a curated record. Gene Ontology annotation, cellular component: nucleus. Gene Ontology annotation, molecular function: zinc ion binding. The transcript has a single exon. Bases 1 to 1197 code for a protein of 398 amino acids.